UGAAACACAUCAUUGACCGGUGGGAAUAAUAUCAGAGGAGAUGAAGUUAAAGAGUUCUUUGUCGAGUGUUUCAUGUGAAAAGUAGACAUCAACCUCAAUUAGGACAGCCGAAAGUAGCGCGAGACAGGAAAACCACACACAUGACAUUUCCUCUUUUUACAUGUCAGACGUGCUGUACUCUCUCUCUCUCUCUCUCUCUGUCUCUCUCUCUCUCUCUUUGUGCCGUCUGUCUGCUCAAGAGAACACCAAGAAUCCCAGGCGCAAUCGUUGAAACCUGAAUAACUUGUAUUAGUUGUAUCGAGUGAGAAAGUGAAAGGACUGAUGAGAAGAAGGAUGUCAGUCGUUCAGAUCUGGCAUCUGUUUCUGUGUCUCACGGGUCUCCUGCAGUGGGAUGUGUGUUCCGGUCAGUAUGUGGUCCAUAUUCAGAAGGGUCCUUUGUAUCGAGUGAAGGGAUUUCCCAUGUCCCUCUCAUGUAACGUGAGCGGAUUCAAAAAGCAAUUGGUGCAGGAUUUUCAGUUCACUGUCAAUCGAGAUUCAAGUCCAAUACAUAUGAUCAGUACUCAUGAUCCAAACUUUCCUUAUGCGGUCUUCUUGAGUAGAGUACAGAAAAAAGAGAUUGAGAUCGAGAGGCUGACGGGAUCUUCAGUUCUCCUCAAGAUCAAUUCUUUGGAGAUGGACGAUGCUGGAGUUUACUACUGUCACACCCCAAACAAGGACGAUGUAUAUCAUGGAACCUAUGAAGCAGAAACAACACUUUUCGUGGUGGAGGACACACUGGUGGCAUCGUACUCGGGCUCGGCGUCUGUGAGCGCGUCUGAGGGGGAUUCUCUUCCGCUCCUCUGUCAAGUCUCCACACAGACGUUUCAACACACUCAUGUGUCCGUCAGCUGGUUUCUUCAAGGUAAGGACACCGACCCUCGGCCCAUCAUUUCUCUGGACAGAGAUCUGACCGUGAGGCCAGGGGCUGGAUUUGAGGAGCGCUACCGUUCGGGACUCAUCAGGAUGGAUAAAGUGAACGACACAACGUUCAGACUGAAGAUGCUCGAGGUCCGGCGGUCAGACAGUGGAAACAUCUACUGUCAUGCCAUUCAGUGGAUUCAAGACCCUGAUCAUCUCUGGAAGCAGAUUGCCCAGAAAACCACAAACGCAUGUCAUGUGCACAUCACGGCAGUUGAGAGUAAGCUGUCAGCGGUCAUACUGAUGGAGAAAGAUCAUGUGAUCGAGGGCGAACGUCUUCGAGUCAUCUGCUCGGUGUCCGGAUUCACGGGUCCUUUAUCAGUGUCAUGGCAACACAAGAAAGACUCUGAAGAGUCCUUCAGUGACAUCAUCGGUCUGACUCAUGAUGGAGUGACGGACGAGUCACGGGGGAGAAAUAUUCAAACGUUUCGGUCUUCAGGUGGAAACAUCACGCUGGACAUUAAUGACGUUAUGACUGCAGACGCGGGUCAAUACAAGUGUAUCGUGACUGAAUGGAUCAUACAAAACAACGGCAUGAGGAAAAAAGCCAACACUCAAUCUCAAAAAGACAUUUCUGUUAAAGCUGUUGACUUACAGGUGACGUUGAAAAGUCGUGACACAAAAAGGGUUGAAGAUUCACCUGUAGAACUCAUCUGUGCGGUCAAAGGACCCAAAACCCCUCUGUCUGUAAACUGGAUGUUUAUACCCUCACUUUCACCCACUUGGAGAAAUAUUGUGUCAAUAAACCACACGGGAGAAAUCAUAUGGGGAUCAGAGCAGAGAAACUAUCAGCUGUCCGUUCAGAUCCACUCGUCGAGACUGAUUUUCACUCUGAGGAUUCCGAGAUCCAGCAGACAAGAGCAGGGAAACUUCACAUGUGUGGUGAACACGUAUCAGAAGAACAUACAGAAAACCAGCAAGAACUCAAACCUUUUAGCUGUGAUGGUACAGAAACCUGAUAGCAAGUUAACCCUUUCCAUACCCAGGUCCUCUUUGGAAAGCUCCGUCAAUGCUGAUGUUAAGAUGGAAUGCUCAGUCACCAAGGCAACCACAAACAGCUCUCGAUUCAAACUGUCCUGGAUGUUUAAAUCUCAGAUGCUCUUGACUAUGGACACAGAUGCUGUGGUCAGAUUUGGUCCUGCUGCUGGCCUGGAGAUGACGCAGAGAUUUCGUAUGGAAAAAAGUGAGAAACAGACCUUCGUGCUGAGCAUCCAUCAGGUGCGCACAUCUGACAGCGGAGAGUACAGGUGUGAGGUGGAAGAGUGGCUUCAGGAUCCUCUCGGCGACUGGUAUCCUCUAGGGAAGAAGUCUGAUUCAACAAUGCUUCACAUCAGAGAUGAAGAAAGUGGAUUUAGGAUGAAUAAAGCAAAAACUGAGCUGAAGGUUAGAGAAGGAGAGCCGCUGACGCUGAAGUGUUCGGUGGACGGUGUAGGAAGUGAUUCUACACUCCGUUAUUCUCUUUUCUGGUUCAACCAAAACCUGUCCUCCAGUGUGCCGCUGAUCACUUACACUUACGACGGACGAUUAAAGUACAAUGACAACGAUGAGGGACGAUUUCACUUCUCCAGUUCAGAAGUGGGCUCAUUUCUCUUGGUCAUCCCUCGAUCCCUUCAGGAAGACAGCGGACACUAUUAUUGUCAAGUUGAUCAGUACCAGCUGGACUGUAAAGGCCAAUGGACACAUAAAGCAAGCGACACGUCAGGAUCUACUGACGUUAGUGUUCAUCCUUUAGACAGUAAACUGCACGUGCAGAAGGAGAACCGAAGCCUCAACGUUGCAAAUCUACAAGCCGGCUUCACCGUGGACUGUUUGAUUGACACUCGAUCCAGUGACAUGUCCGUGUUUGAGGUGACUUGGUCCAGGGGUCUGAAAGAUGAAAGUCCCGUUAUCAUCUUCAAAACCAGCCGCGAUGGAACCCUACACAGUGCCAUGAGUGACAAAGAGCUGCUGUUUGGACACCCAAAUGCCACACACUAUAAACUGAGCGUUCCAAACAUCCGUCCAAGCGAUGUGGGACUGUACCGCUGUCACGUCGUCGAGUGGAUUCAGACGGCACCAAACCACUGGAGAAGAAUAGGUGAAGACGCAUCUGGAGGUCUGUCUGUGUCUAUAGAGCCGGAGGAUGAAGAAAAAGAAAUCAAGUUCACCACGAACACCACUGACAGGCGUCUCGACAUUAAAGAAGGAGAUUCUUUUGAGCUCACGUGUUCUCUGAAUGUGCUGAAAGAAGACCCGACCCUCCGCUACACUCUCAGCUGGGUUUUCAAUAGCCUGAAAUCUAGCAGCGGGAUUUCCUUAUUGGAAUACUUGAACGAUGGUCGUCUAGAGUAUCACGAGGAGAACAAGCGACGGAAAAACAGAUUCAUCUUCUCCAGACCUUCUCUCAGUGCGUUUCGUCUUGUUGUACUGAACUCGGAUAGAGACGAUGAUGUUGGACAAUACUACUGUAUGAUCCACCAGUACCAGCUCAACUGUGACGGGACAUGGAAACAAACAACAUCUGGCAAAUCCGGCGUAACCACUAUCACGGUUCACAAUAUAGAGAGUAAACUGCUCGUGCAGAAGCAAAACCAAACGCUCAACAUUACAAAGCUGCCAGCUGAUUUUACCAUUAACUGUGAGAUAACAUCUUGGUCCAGCGAUAAAUCUGCUUUUGAGGUCACCUGGUUCAAAGUUCACAACCAAGAUCAACCAAUCAGCAUCUUUACUGCCAAGCGUGACGGUACCUUUGACAUUGGAUUCAGUGGAAAGAAUCUGGUGUUUGGACGGCCUGGUGUCAGAUACUACACACUGUCCAUACGAAACAUCAACCCCGCUGAUAUGGGCCAGUACUACUGUCAGGUAGAUGAGUGGCUGCUAACGUCUGCUAACAUCUGGAAGAACGUGGCUUCUGAUCGAUCUGGAGAGACCUCUGUUCAUGUUCACAAUAAAGAUGAAACAGAAAAACAGACUGACCCUUUAGGAACAUCACUGGGAGUUUUGAUUCCUAUCAUCUGUUUUCUUGCUUUGAUCAUCGUAAUACUGUUGAUAAGAGAAUACAAGAGAAAUUCGGAUCUGAAGAAGAAGAAAGAGUGCCUAUGGGCUGAAAACCACCCGCUCAACCCUGUUAAGACUGACGCUGGAGGAGAUCAACUAUAACUUCAUCACAUCACUUAAAGGGUUGCUUACAGAAUCAGAAAAUUGACAAUUACUUUUAAUGUACAGUGAACUUUGUCAUUUUGAGCUUUUAAUGCAAUGCCAACACAACUUGGUAUAUUUGUUUGGGAUACUGACCGACCUACUCUUGUUUAAAUGACAAGAAACACAAAUGAAAAGAUACAGUAAUGAUACAUGUGGAAUAAAUAGAGUUUUUUGGCUUCAGGCGGUAACACAGAUUACUUUACUUCCUAAAUAAUUCACCACACAAGCAAAACAUUCAUAUAGUUUUCUUUGUAUUGAUUUGAUCUUUGUUAUCCUAUAUUUAUUAUAAUGUUGACAUUGUUGGCAUGCUGAAGAUGGAAACUAAAGAUUACGACGCAACAAGAGAAACUUUCAAAAAUGCAUAACUGCACUUAGAUUUAAAAUAAAUUUGAAGUCAUGUGCAUGGGUUCAUAAACACAUUCGUUAUUGUUACGGAUAUAUAAUAAAGCUAUAUGUUUCAUUCAAUUAAAUGGCAUAUAAUCUA
Messenger RNA from Triplophysa dalaica, 4621 nucleotides. Its product is annotated as immunoglobulin superfamily member 2. Lineage: Eukaryota; Metazoa; Chordata; Actinopteri; Cypriniformes; Nemacheilidae. The coding region runs from base 322 to 4095 and encodes 1257 amino acids. The transcript has 10 exons. The record is from RefSeq and is a predicted model, not a curated record.